AAAACAACUAACAUCUAACCGUUAGAUGGCUAUCACAUAUCCUACGGCCUUCGUUUCACCAAAACCCUAUCAUAUAGCCUCUUCAGUCUUCUCUUCUACCACCAACACGCAAGCUCCGACUCUGCCCUUCCCCCCAUCUAUCGUCUUCUCUACACAAGUCGUCGGCUUUUAGUAAUCGGGAAGGAUGUCGGACGAGGAGCACCAGUUCGAGAACAAGGCCGACGCUGGAGCAUCCAAAACCUAUCCCCAGCAAGCCGGUACCGUCCGUAAGAGUGGAUACCUGCUCAUAAAAAACCGUCCUUGCAAGGUUGUGGAAGUCUCAACAUCCAAGACUGGCAAGCAUGGUCAUGCUAAGUGCCACUUUGUUGCGAUUGAUAUCUUCACGGCUAAGAAACUUGAAGAUAUUGUUCCUUCUUCACAUAACUGUGAUGUGCCUCAUGUUACCCGUACAGAUUACCAGCUUAUUGAUAUAUCAGAAGAUGGAUUUGUGAGUCUGCUCAUGGAUAAUGGUGAGACCAAGGAUGAUCUCAAACUUCCAACUGAUGAUGCUUUGCUUGCACAGAUAAAGGUGGGAUUUGAGGAAGGGAAGGAACUUGUUGUGUCCGUCAUGUCCUCCAUGGGUGAGGAGCAGAUCUGUGCCGUUAAGGAUAUUGCACCCAAGUAAAACUUCUGGUGGUGGUGCUGUGGGAUUUGCCGUUUGGCUGCACUGCUCAUUCUGUCGGCCAAUUUGUUGAAAUUUUUCUCCCAUUUCAUUUGUUUUGAUAUUUAUGUUGUCCUUGAUUACUAGGUUUCUUUUUGUUCGAGGAUUUUGUGCAAGCCCAACUACUCACAGAGCAUUUGCUAUCAUGAUAUAUACAUUUAUGUGUCAUGUUGCCAUGCCCAACUUUAUGGUUUUAUGAAUCAUGUUAGUUAAUAAAAACUAAACCAAACAACAUCAAAUUACGAUUACAAUUACAAACAUAAAAUACUUGGUAAAUGCAUUCAUUUGCGCUCGUUGAAAAAUUUACCUCGCGGGUAGCACCG
Messenger RNA from Cuscuta europaea, 1023 nucleotides. The record is from the annotation of a GenBank genome assembly. Lineage: Eukaryota; Viridiplantae; Streptophyta; Magnoliopsida; Solanales; Convolvulaceae.